This is a messenger RNA of Cryptotermes secundus, 2101 nucleotides long. RefSeq names its product achaete-scute homolog 1b. NCBI's taxonomy places the organism in Eukaryota, Metazoa, Arthropoda, Insecta, Blattodea, Kalotermitidae. Gene Ontology annotation, biological process: sensory organ development; regulation of neurogenesis; positive regulation of transcription by RNA polymerase II. Bases 273 to 1313 code for a protein of 346 amino acids. The transcript has 2 exons. The record is from RefSeq and is a predicted model, not a curated record. Gene Ontology annotation, cellular component: RNA polymerase II transcription regulator complex. Gene Ontology annotation, molecular function: RNA polymerase II transcription regulatory region sequence-specific DNA binding; protein dimerization activity; DNA-binding transcription factor activity, RNA polymerase II-specific.
CCGAAGGUAGAAGGUCAGUUGUAGUCGUUGUCAGAUUAGUACGUUUGUAGAGCUCGUUGAGAGAGUGAGACUGUGGCUCGAAACCAGGAGACCAAAACAGUGUUAUCAUUCCACGCGUCACAGAACUCGUAGCUGACCGGCGUGAUAUGUGCGUGUUAUGGGAACACGACUGAAGUCAAUGUGAGAAUUUCUCGAACAGUUCCAAGUCUGAAGAUUAUGAACUCGGUGAAUUCUGCAAGUGUAGUGUUUUAGUUUCUCCCCUAGUUCCGCUCAUGGCAGCUGCUACUACAUUAAGCCUUAUGACAGUCGGGCCUCAACAGAAGACGAUGACAAAUCUAAUUCAGCCAUCGUCGGCUACAACGUCCAGCCCUUGCGUCAUAGUCACGACAACGGGUGCGUCAGGCACGCAGCACCAGUCAUCGCAUCUCCUGUCCUCACCCCUCCUCCAUCCUGCUGCAGCCACAAAGACAGUCCUAGUCCAACAAAAAAGGGCUACCGCUCCAACCUCAACCUCUUCUGCAGACACUGGCAGAACCAGCGUCGUAGUGAAUAUGUCCGCCUCAUCUGCCAGCACAGCUGACACACUGAGGUGUAAGCGACGGAUAAACUUCUCUCAUAACACCCACCUUACAUAUUCUGGCCUACCUGGACAUCAGCCGGCGUCUGUCGCCCGUCGGAACGCCAGGGAGAGGAAUAGAGUUAAACAGGUCAACAACGGAUUCGCUACUCUGCGAUCCCAUAUCCCACUGUCAGUAGCGGCGGCCUUGUCGUCUUCCGCGGGAUCCGGUAACGGGUCUGGAGGUCGUGGCGCCAGCAAGAAGCUCAGCAAAGUCGAGACCUUAAGAAUGGCUGUCGAAUAUAUCAGAAGCCUUCAGCAGCUGCUGGAUGACCACGCUGCUGAAACGUCUUCAACGACUUCCUCAAUACCAGAAACAGGGUCCUCAGCCCUGACGACAACGACAAAUGAAACAGAGUACUACUCCAGCGGUUCGGAGUCAUCGGUAACUAUCUUUACUGCCACAGCGACCCUGCCGGUUGGAGCACAACAUUUCACUCACCACACGUCAGGGAGUAGCCACCCUCUACUUAUACAGCAACAGGCGCCUCUUACGGGCUCCUCACUCUCGCCGCCCUGCUCAGAAGCAUCGUCGUCACCGACGCCUUCAUACGCGUCGGAAGGUUCAGGUUCUGCCGUAUCUUCAUACGCACCAACAUCAGUGUACCAACAAGAAAAUUACGAGAAUUACGAACCAAUGAGCCCCGAAGAUGAGGAGCUACUGGAUGUUAUCUCGUGGUGGCAACAAAGCCAGUGACGGUUGCUACUAGCCGCACAUAUGGGAACCAGCCGGUCUAGACGGGACAUCCAUUUAGCAGACGUGGAAGAAUGGGCGAGGAAAGAGACCCAACGAAACGAUGGAUGUGCAUCUCGUGCCUGAACAGCAGUAGAGAGCCUUAACAUAAAGCAAUGCAGUCAAUGGGUUUGGAAUCUCGAAACGUUGACUCACCAGGCCAAAUCAUGAAUUUUAUCGAAGGAAGAUCUUCAUUUUUCUUUGUCUUUCAGAACAGGCGUGCCUUAUUAAAUUGAGACAUAUCUCGCCAGUUAUUCUGUUUCUAAAUAGAGACUGUUAUAUUUUGACUGAUAUAUAGAAACAAGGUGAUAACUGUUAUGAACGUGUCUCGUGUGUUUUGAACCGUUGAUUUUUCUAGUCAGAUUUAAAAUAUAUUUUAUAUUGUAUAUUUGUAAAUAUUUUAGAUGAAUUUAGUUGGAUCUGGAAAGUUGUAACAGUCAUUGUUAUAUCAUUCCAUUUGACUGCACACAUUUGUGCAAUUUAUCAUAGUAAUCUUUAUAGCUCGUUAACCAGAAACCCUGACGAAAUAACGUACAAAAUGCCAUAUAUAUCAGUAUUGCAUUUUAUGAAAUUAAUUGUAUCAGCAAGCUCACGAAAUGCCACAAAUAUCUGAAUUUUCAUUCGUAUCGCCUGGUCAAGUGUUGCCACUGCAAUUUUUGCUGAACUGUACUCUUGACUGCCUCUGUGAUCUAGUGGUCAGAUCUUCUGGUUACAGAUCCAGAGAUCCCGGGUUCAUUUCCCUGCGCCACAAG